CCACGCUAAGAUGAAUAUUCGCUGUGGUGUGUACGGCGAAGGGAGCGUCUUCUCCGUCGACAUCGAUCACAAUGCAGACGUGGAGGCGCUGCAGGAGAAGAUUGUAAGUAGAUACAGAGUCGCCAGCAACCGCGUUGAGGUUUUCCCAGCCGUGUUGACGCUGUAUUUGGCGCGGAAAGCGGAUGGCACGUGGUUGAAGGACGACCGUAAUGUGAAAAAAUUCUUGCGAGGCAGUAUCAGCAAUGAUUACAAGGAGAUGCGUCCGUCAUGGAAGCUCAACAAGGUGGGGCUGUUUGGACCAGAUUUCGCCCUCGGAGAGGAAGUGAUUCAUGUGCUGGUGGAACUCCCAUCCUCAGCUGAUAUUUUGCCAAACAAACGACAACAUACGGGAAGUGUGCCGCGAAUUGAGAAGGUCGAAGAUGUGCCUCAGAUUAAAAUCGAAGGGGUGCAAUAUGUGACGCUGCCAGCUGCAUUUCUCGAGAAGUGUGGCUACAGAGUCUCGGAUGACUUGAUGCUGUAUUGUCGCCGUGAAGUGCUCGAUCUGUGGGGCUUUGUGAAAAAUGAAGUCAUUGCUAAGAAUGCAAGAGGAUUCAUUGUUGGGCCACCUGGCACAGGCAAAUCUGUGUCUACGCUAAGUUUUGUGGCUUCUUUGGAUCGCCAGGAAUGGAACGUCGUCUGGAUUCAUUUGGGAUAUCUUAGUAUCUCAUGUCUGGCACUUGGAAUCAAGAAAUAUUGGCUUAUUGGUGACCUAACGACAUUUGAGCUCCCUCGAGUCCCCGGCAGAAAGCUCUUGAUUUGUGUGGAUGGGUAUAAAGCCGUUGACGAGCACAAGGCUUUUUUGAGACGAAUUUAUGUGCGUCUCGUUGAGGACGAGAGACUUUUGGUGUGCUCCUCGAUGGCCACACUUGGUAAAUUCAAUAGGGAAGAUGCUCACGCGGAGGACGCCCGCGUGUUUUUCAUGUAUUCUUGGACGCAAGACGAUUAUCUCGCAGCCAUUGCCGAUCCGACUUUUUAUGACAAGAUCGCGUCAAAGUUGGACGCAACAAGUCCCAACGAAGUGAAUGAGGACGACGGUUUUGAAGCAGAAUGGAGUGAGGAGGACAAGAAGCAGUAUGCGCUUGAUUUGAAGUUCUACUAUGCUGGCGGAUCAUGUCGGUUCAUGUUUCAAUACCCUACGAUUGAAGUGAUGGGCUGUCUGAAAACUGGGGUUCAAUCUGCCGCGAACAAGUCAGAUCUUGUCAAAUACUGCGGUGGCAAUUUGCACGCUGAUGCAAUCAACAGGCUAUACGGGAUGCAGCCUGACGGCGAUGGUAACGCUCGGUUCCCCGUGAGCUCGUAUGCGGCCUCUCUCUUUGCGGAAGAAUGUGACGAGCAAACCAUUGUGCAGUUGGCGGCUCGUCUUAAUGGGUCAAACAACCCUGCGGUGGAUGGCCACCUCUUCGAGUGGCUGUUUUUGGCAUCUGUUCCAAAGCGUGCGGUGAAACUAUUCGGCGACCACGAAGUCGGAGACGUUCUGCCUCAAGCAAAUGUUCUUCGUUUCGAUCCGAAGAAACGAUUUAAAGUACUAUCAGAUCGACAAAUAAAAGGCGACCGGAGUUGGUUGCAGCCGACGGCGUGGAACCAAGGAGGCUACGAUGCGGUGCAUUUUGACAAGGACAAAGGCAAGGUCAUCUUUAUCCAAGUCACGCGAUCAGACAAGCACGAUUUCAAGAUGCGCUUCUUUUACGAAGUGCUACUCAAACUGGAUAUGGCAAGAAUGAAGAUAAAACAAGUGGUGAUCUAUUUUGUGGUCAAGCCGUCUCAGUAUCUGAACUUCAAGAUGGGCCACAUUGAGGAUCGCGACGUUUUGUUGGAGUUCGAUAAGAGUUGGACCCGUCCAGAAGAAAAACAUGUUCAAGUGCGCGCUUUUGAAGCCCCUCCACUCUAG
This is a messenger RNA of Phytophthora infestans T30-4, 1927 nucleotides long. RefSeq names its product crinkler (CRN) family protein, putative. NCBI's taxonomy places the organism in Eukaryota, Oomycota, Peronosporomycetes, Peronosporales, Peronosporaceae. The transcript has a single exon. The record is from RefSeq and is a predicted model, not a curated record. Bases 11 to 1927 code for a protein of 638 amino acids.